CAAUCUAUUCAUCCAAAUCUCCUAUUGGUUUAUCCGAAUGGAGAGAGUGUCCGAGUUAGACACAUUGUCUGCACACGUGUCAAAAGCAAAAGAAAAGUCAAACUUGAUCAGCGAAUCUUUGACUCGCCAAUUCCUCUAUAAGUACAAGGAGAAUCUGGAACUCUCUCUACUUAAAAAACUCACAGCUCACAUUCUCAAAAUCUUAAUAUAAACCCAGCUCUCUGGUUCAUCUCCAAAUCGAUCGAAAAAUGGAAGCUAUGCCUUUAACCUCCAUCAACCCAAUACCUCAUCAAAACCAGGUUCCGGUUAGCAAGAUUCCUGUAUCCAAACAGGCCCAACUCGUCCUCAAGCUCGGUAAAGACUCGACCUUGUCGACCCUUAAGGAAAGGUGGUCGGGAGCUAGGUGUGUGGCUUCGAGCUCUGCCUCGGCGGCUGCAAUGGAGGAGAUCAUAAUCACCCCGGAGGAAGUGGAGGAGUUGAUGAAGAGACGAGACAAGUGCGUGGAGAAAAACGACGUACCAGAGCUUUUGGAGUGCCUUGAGACUGAAGCUAUCAUGGGGGAUGAUGAAGGGAAAUACCCUAAUGAUUACAACAGAAGAGCCAAGAUCUUCGACAAGAGUUCUAGAAUCUUCCAAGCUCUGAAAUCCGCACAAGACAGGGAAAGAAUCACAAAGGACGAGACACUUGUAUAGAUCAUGCUUUCCUCUCUAAGAAUAAGAGAUACGGCGGUUACCUUCAUCUACCUGUAUUUUGCAAUGUCAAUGUGGACAAUUCAGAAACCCUUCUUGUAACAUGAAGUAUUAUUAUUGCAUGUAAUCAUGGAUGUUUUACUUACA
Messenger RNA from Tarenaya hassleriana, 836 nucleotides. RefSeq lists its product as uncharacterized. The record is from RefSeq and is a predicted model, not a curated record. Lineage: Eukaryota; Viridiplantae; Streptophyta; Magnoliopsida; Brassicales; Cleomaceae. Bases 249 to 692 code for a protein of 147 amino acids. The transcript has a single exon.